Messenger RNA from Mercurialis annua (annual mercury), 2036 nucleotides. RefSeq lists its product as uncharacterized. Lineage: Eukaryota; Viridiplantae; Streptophyta; Magnoliopsida; Malpighiales; Euphorbiaceae. The record is from RefSeq and is a predicted model, not a curated record. The transcript has 7 exons. Bases 772 to 1920 code for a protein of 382 amino acids.
ACACUGUUUUAGCGACGGAUUUUAGCGACGGACGCUAAAUCCGUCGCUAAAACAUCAAGAUAGCGACGGAUUAAACGACGGAACGCAAAACUGUCGCUGUUGGUGUGAAAAAAUGGGGCGGGAAGGAGCCCGCCAAGUUAGCGACGGAAUGUCCGUCGCUACUCCGUCGCCAAUGUGGCGGGAGUUUGGCGGGAAGAGUUGCCGCCUGGUUUUUUGGUCAAUUUUAGCAACGGAUAAUCUUAUCCGUCGCUAACGUUGAGCUGUACUAAAACGCACCGUUUCAGCCUCAUUUUUAGCGACGGAGUUUUGACGAUCCGUCGCUAACUUGUGAAGCUGAAACGCUUCGUUUCAUUUAAUUGAUUUUAGCGACGGAUUUAAUAAUCCGUCGCUAAAAUCAAUUAAAAUCCACGAGCAGAACCCUUCUUCCUCACUUUCUGUUUCUGUUCUUAUUCUUCAAAACCGCCGUUUCUCCUUCUCCGGUCCAAAUUUCCGCCGUCAGUUCACCGUGGUAUCACCGUCGGUAGGCUCUAUUUCACCCUUUAAUCUCCAUUAACGUCUUUUUAUUGUAUUUAUUUGUUUUUUUUGUUGUUAGAUUGAUUAUAAUUCGCUGCCCUCAUCCUUCAUCGUCCUCCGCCGCCGUGAAUCCGCCUCUGCCGUCUACAUUCCGCCCCCGCUGUCCAGUUAAAGGUUUGAUAGCCGUCAGUUGGUUGCAGCGGUCCGACAUUCCUUAUCGAUCCUUUUUAUCUGUUGCGGUUCUGCUCUCCAACAAGUAUGAGGGGUCGAGGCUCAGGCGGAGGCUCAGGCCGAGGAUCAGGCCGAGGACGGGGGGACCCUACCGAGCCCGUUGAGGAGCAGCAUCGUGAGGAGGCUGGAGGACCUGUUCAGCCUUUGCAGGAGCGUGAGGCAGGCGAGCCCCCGGCCAUUUUGGACAACCAGGGUAGGGCGAUGGUUCGUCCGGACCCUAGCAGGACAAUGUUGCUGGACUCUGGGCCUGUUUCUCGGGCUAUCCGGGAUAUUUUCAGGCAGUGCUGGUUCGAGACUGGAUUAGCAUGGCGCUUUCUGACAGCGGACCAGAGGGAGUUCUAUUUUCAGGAAUUUCAGAAGAAGUUCUGGUGGGAUGACUCUGCGUACAGCGAGGAGGUAAUCAGACGGGUCUUCAUGACCCAUGCAGCCACCCGGUACAAAGACAACAUCCACAAGAUGAGGAAAAUGCAAAAGAAGCAUACAUCUGUGAAUCAGGAGAUCUGGGAAGCCUGGAAUGCAUUUUGGGACACAGAGAAGGAGAAAAAGAAGUCAGAGACAACUCGGGCAAACCGGAUGAGUGAGCCUGCGGGCCCCGGUUCUGGUCCUGUCCGCCAUACCGGAGGAUCUCGCUCUGCUAUCAAGCAUAUGGAUGUGAUGGCUAAGGAGCUCGGCCGGAAGCCGAGUGCGACAGAGCUGUACAGUCGCCUUCAUAAAACGAAGGCUGAGAAGAAACCAGUCGACAAGAGGGCUCAGGAUAUGACUGACGCCAUCGCUGAGAGGCUUGCUGCUGCGACACAGUCGCCGACCGGAGAGGGGAGCACCUCGAGUCCUGUGGAUGAGACGCAGAUAUUUAUGGAUAUCGAGGGCGUCAACAAGAAGCAUCGGGUGUACGGCCUGGGUUCGGCUACCAGCAGAUAUGUAGGCCCGAGUAUCAGAUCGCAGAGAGGCAGCUCUUCACGGACAUCACAGCAGACGGAUGAGGAGGUCGAGCGCCGUGUGCAGGCCGGCAUCCAGGAGGGCCUGCGGCAGGUUGAGCAGCGGUUGGCGGCGCAGCAGGCCAGCAUGGCACAGAUGAUACGUGAUGAGAUUGCACGGAUGAUGCCGAAUCUCCCACCAGAGUAUCAGCCACAAUUUCCCCCUCCUCCGCCAGACGGUGGCGAUACUACAGAUUUGUAGUUUCCUGUUUAUUUUAUUUUCUAAAAUAUAUUAUGUACGAUGUUUUUUUUCAGACAACGUUUUAUGUAUACUUUGAUAUUUUAUUUUAUAUAUAUAUACUUUUAUUCAGUUUCAAA